AUGGCCAAGACACGCAAAUGCUACUACGUCGUUUCGGGCAACUCGGGUUCGCGGUUCAAAGGUUUCGAGGCGAUGAGUGAGGCUGAAAGUUGGAUGGAGGGUGAGGAGCCCGUUCGCGGCGCCGCGCACAGGAGUUUCGAGACCAGCGACGCCGAGCCAAGCCACUUUGCUCAGUUUGACGGUUUAGAGUCCGACGGCCAGGCCGGCUUCGAGGACGAGUUCGCCCGCUCGCAGAACUGA
This is a messenger RNA of Neoarthrinium moseri, 240 nucleotides long. RefSeq lists its product as uncharacterized. The record is from RefSeq and is a predicted model, not a curated record. The coding region runs from base 1 to 240 and encodes 79 amino acids. Lineage: Eukaryota; Fungi; Ascomycota; Sordariomycetes; Amphisphaeriales; Apiosporaceae. The transcript has 2 exons.